Molecule: messenger RNA, 1925 nt
Organism: Pelagomonas calceolata
Lineage: Eukaryota; Pelagophyceae; Pelagomonadales; Pelagomonadaceae
Source: the annotation of a GenBank genome assembly
AGACAGCUGGCUCGCGACGUUUGUAUUGGCACAGCUUCGAUUCACAGCACUUCGAAGGGGCUAGGCAGCGCUGGCAGAGAGAUGGCAGAGCUUGUCUUUAGCCUGGGUCUGACCUCAAACGGGGCCAGCAAUCGCCAGGGGGGCAGCCGGAGGUACAGCACUACCACGCGUGCAUAGAUCACACAUAAGCACUGCAAAACGUUUCCGCGCGCGUAACGGCGACCUAAGGCACUCAAAGAGGCAGUACAACAAGAGGUGCUCCCGGUGCUGCUGAGCCGCCACAACCGAACCGACGCGACCACGACCGACGCGACCACGACCUGCUACAAACCGCUUUCGAUCCUACGUACAGCAUGUCUUGCUGGCGGAAGGACAGCGACGAGUGCUGGGGCACCGACGGAGACGACGAUGGCGAGCGCACGGUCGACUCCAAUGACGCCCCGAGGAUGCGCAAGACCAGUUCCCAGGUCGACUACUAUUCCCAGGAUACGGUCGAUACGACGCAUCUCCAGCACGUCGCGGCUGUGGCGGCGCGGCGAGCCUUAACGCAGGACGGCGAUUACUUGGUGCUAGCAUUGGUCGGCCUCCCGGCGCGCGGAAAGUCAUUCAUUGGAGCCAAGCUCCGCUCGUUCUUAGCGUGGCGCGGCCUGGAGUGCCAGGUCUUUAAUGCGGGUCAAAGACGUCGAGCGGCGAGCGACGAUUCAUUGGAGAAGAACUUGCGAUCACCACAUUCUCACGCGGCCUUCUUUGAUAAUGCCAACAAGGACGCGGCGGCGCGGCGGGAGUCCAUAGCCAUGGACACGCUCGAUUCGUUAUUUGACUACUUGGAGAGCGGCGAGGGCGAGGUGGGGAUCUUCGACGCGACGAACUCGACAAGGCAGCGCCGGAAAGCUAUUUUGGAUAGGGUGAAAAGGCGCUUCGAGGGCACGGGCAAGGCCUGCGGCGUCGUCUUCAUCGAGACGAUCUGCACCGAUCCUUAUGUGUUACAUAGUAAUAUGCUGGUCAAGGUCCGGAACUCGCCGGACUUCGCCGGGCUCGACGAGGCCACGGCUCUAGCUGACUUACGACGUAGGAACGCGCACUACGAGUCGGCCUACGAACCGUUGUCCGACAGCGAAGGCGCCUCGUAUAUAACGAUCUACAACUUUAGCUCAAAGGUUACUUGUUCAUUAUGUUUCGGCCGGAUCACUCGAGUGGUCUUACCGUUCCUACUCGCGAUCCAUGUGGAUGAAAGACCCAUCUACUUAGUAGCCCUGGCGCCGCGCGGCAUCUCCACUUCCGGUAGAACUACGCGCGAGGCCGAGUACCGUAAGGCCGUCGCUGCAGCCGAGGACGCCGAGAAGGAUCUGGCGCUGCGAUUGAGGGCCUGGUGCGCUUCAGCCAAGGAGCCGCCUCUCCACGUUUUUUGCUCGGCGUCGAUCCGAGCGCGCGCGGUCGCCGGGGCGUUGGACGUGGAGGCUUCGUAUACUGCUGCCCUCGACCCGUUCGUGAAGGAGGGCCGGCGGGACGCGCACCGCGACCUCGCCGACCGCCUCGAGCCUGUGAUUAUCGACAUCGAGGGGUCCGUGGCGCCGACGCUGGUGAUCACGCACGCCACGCCGGCGCGAGCUUUACUAGCAUACAUGCACAACCGGCCGCGCGUGCGCGUCGUCGACGAGACGGCGACGACCGAGGCGCCGCGGACGCUGGCCGGCGCCGACGCCGCCGUCAUCGAGGUGCGCGCUACGGUUGCCGGCGGCUACAGCGAGACGGUCCACCUGCUGCCCGGCGCGGACGGCUCGCCGCCGCCGUCGCCCUCAAUUUUCGCGCGCGCGCCGUCCUUGCCCUGGGACGAGCGGCGGCGCGGGUCGAUCGGCUUCUCGGAGCGCGGGUCGAAGAGUCUCGAGUAGCCCCGGAGUGUUCAUUUUGUUGUCCAGAGUAAUCAC